This is a messenger RNA of Saccoglossus kowalevskii, 1414 nucleotides long. RefSeq lists its product as uncharacterized. The record is from RefSeq and is a predicted model, not a curated record. Lineage: Eukaryota; Metazoa; Hemichordata; Enteropneusta; Harrimaniidae.
UACAACAUGAUUCGUGUUGGUGCAAGACAAAUGCAACUUCAGACUUUGCCUUAUUGGGACUGGACUCAUUGGUUUGAUGACAACUGUAUUGUUAACAAUCCUUUUUAUCAGGAAGAACGUUUGUCAAAAUCCGAUUGCGAAGGGUGUGCUGAUAUUGAUGAGAUAGAAAGAGAGGAAGAGUUGACCCAUGAUGAUAUGGCGCAAACUUUCUUACUUGCAUACAUACCAUUAAUUAUAACAGACGCUAUCCAGGACUGGAAAGCGUACAAGAUUUUCGACACGGAGUAUGUCACGAAAUUGUUUCUUGAAGAUCCAGUUCUGAGUGCCGGCACUAUUUGUUCAUUCUAUAAUGAGAACGUUAAACAUAAGUAUGUGAAAGAUGUCUUGCGAUCAAUUGAUAAUGGUACAACAACACAAUGGAACAUGCAUUGGCAGAAUUGUAUGGACACGGCGAGGAAAACAUUUCGAAGGUUCUACAGUAGACCUUAUUGUAUUCCCCCUAUGGUUGAAAUGAUGAAUUCAAAUUGGUUAUUCAUGUCUUCUGGAGUAAACAAACAACAACUAUCUAAACUACCUUAUGUGCGGUCUCUUGACACUGGUGUAUCUAUGACAUGGUUUGCACAACUGAAAGGUAGUUAUGAGAUCAAAUUAAAACCCCAUGAAAUAUGUGAAGAGGAUUGUGAAGUUAUGACAGCUAUUCUACAACCCGGAGAAUUACUGGUGUUCAGCAAUAUCAUGUGGAAAUUUGAAUUCCGUGUGGCCAGCGAGAAAGAUGUCAUCGCCAUUGCAGCCAAUGGUAACUGGGACUAAGACAUAAUUAUCAUUUCUUAAUUAUUAUAGUAGUUUUAAUUACCAGUAUAUAGCAUCUUGUAUUAUUUCUGUAAUGAGUUUGAUUUUUGCAAUAGGUGUAUUUUGGCAAAACUAGAAAAUUGUCGAAUUAAAUUUCACCUGGCUUUUAUAUGCAAGGAGGUGCAGUGGACUUCUGUCAUGUCACCAAAUUUUGAAAAAUACUCUGUGAUGAGUAGGUUACAUUAAAUGAUAAUUAAUAUGUAAUAUUGUAAAAUGACUAAUUUUCACUGGGUUUAAAUUUCACUGAUUUACCAUUUCAGGCAUAUUCAGUGGGUUUUAAAUUCACGGUUUCAUCAUUUAGAUAAUGUGUUUUAUGCUAAAUUUUACAUAUUCACUGGGUUUUGAUUUAGCGCAUUUUCCCAGUCAGCGAAAUAAGCUAAAUUAAAACCCAGUGAAUAAUUACCCCCUUUACAGUACAUUCUCCAGGCAUCAACUGAGUGCAUCUAUCUAAUCAGUGUCAGCCACAGUUGAAUUUAAAUAUUCUUGUGUUCAAAGUUGAGUUCUCAUUACAAACAACAUACAGAAUUGUACAUCUUUCAUGCUAAUAAAAACACAGAUUAUGAUC